Molecule: messenger RNA, 535 nt
Organism: Hibiscus syriacus
Lineage: Eukaryota; Viridiplantae; Streptophyta; Magnoliopsida; Malvales; Malvaceae
Product: receptor-like protein 56
Exons: 1
Coding region: 16-429 (137 amino acids)
Source: RefSeq, a predicted model, not a curated record
AAUCCCAAACCAGAGAUGGUAGAGUUGAACACUUUGGAGGUUUUCAGCGUGGCAUACAACAACUUGUCAGGCAGUAUUCCAGAAUCGAAAGCUCAAUUUGGUACCUUCAUUGAAAACAGUUAUGAGGGGAACCCUUUCCUCUGUGGACCUUUACUGAAUAAAAGUUGCUCGAAAGCCGAUGCACCAUCAACAGAGUCAACUCCGUCAGAUGAUGAUGAAGGAGAAGAUAAUUGGGUAGACAAGUAUGUUUUUUGUGUGAGCUUUGUGGUUUCCUAUGUAGUGAUGUUGUUGACAGUUUUUGUCGUGCUUUACAUAAAUCCACAUUGGCGAAGAACUUGGUUUUCUUUCGUUGGGAAGUGCGUCACUACCUGUCGCUAUUCAACCAUGGGAAAUUUCAUUGUGUAUCACAUCUCCAAAAUUUGUGCUUAGCUGCCAUGGAGAUUUCAUUGAAGUUGUUUCGUGCUGAUCCAAGGAAAAGAAAGAAAAUUUGAUCUUUUGAUCUGAUUGUUUCAAAUGUGCUUGAGACGAAUUGUUG